Molecule: messenger RNA, 331 nt
Organism: Ostrinia furnacalis (Asian corn borer)
Lineage: Eukaryota; Metazoa; Arthropoda; Insecta; Lepidoptera; Crambidae
Exons: 2
Coding region: 83-331 (82 amino acids)
Biological process (GO): mitochondrial electron transport, cytochrome c to oxygen
Cellular component (GO): respiratory chain complex IV
Source: RefSeq, a predicted model, not a curated record
UGAUCGACCUUGUCAUCUCGCCUUUUGAAUUGCAACAAAUAGCAAUUUGUGAAUUUUACUAUAAAAAAAUAUUUAGUAGAACAUGCUUGGAUUGCGAUCAGCAUUGAUUGGCACGGCCCGCGCCAGAACUGUGCUGAGGAACGCACCUUUGCCGCUAAAAUUGCAGAAAAAGUAUUCCCAUCAUGACGGGCCCCCACAGCCAUUUGACAAUAUGCCCUUCAGGAUCACGAAUCGGUUCCUGACAACGGUGUUUUUUGCAGUAUUUUUCGGUUCCGGGCUGUGGGCCCCCUUCGCUAUCGUAUGGUAUUCCAUGGCAAAGAGAACAUUGUAA